ACCUGUGCCUGAACUGUGUCGCACAAACAAAGAUGGCCGAGAAACUGGCGGAUACAAAGGAAGCGAAAAGUUCAGCAGGAGGAUCAGCUGAUGGCAAUCAAGACGGUUUCACGGAGGGUAUCUUGCAAAUGUUUCGACCGGCAGUUGAAGAACUGGACAACAAAGCUCUCAGUGUGAGAAAAAGUCAAGUUGAGUUACGGGAACAAAUUGAUAAGUUAGCACAAGAAUUACACAGAUUGUCUGAGCUUCAAGAAUUCCCAGUUGACCUUGAACCAUAUGUAAAGAAACUUAUGAAUUCAAGAAGAAGAGUUAUGCUGGUAAACAAUAUAGUACAAAAUGCUCAGGAAAGACUUGGAAGGCUUCAUCAGAGUGUUACAAGAGAAACUGCCAAGAGGAAAGCUCUGCUGGAACCAUCUGAGUUUUCAUGAUAGUGUCAACCAAAAUGUACAGUACCUGAUUAUUAGUGGACAAUAUUAGGUUGUAUAAUUUCAUAAAUUGUUGAGGAUAUGAUGAUUCUAAAUUCUUUAAAAGUGAAAAAUAAUCAUUUCAAACCCAAUGUACCCAUAUUCAUUUUGAAAAGGGGAAGAUCAUUGUUCAAAUAGAAGUCGAUUUCUGAAUAUGGCUAUUGGGAUUGGGUUCAAUAUUCAAGUAAUCAAUCUAUUCUUGAAACAAUCAAAUUGUCAAUUCAUUGUUGCAUUCUUGAAAUGAGUUGCAGGUUCAAUAUUAGAAUAUUCAAUUUAUUUAAUGUAACCUUGAGGGAUGUGCUUUACUAAGUUUGACUGUAAUGUACAAAAACUCACUCAAAAAUACUACCAACAUUGAUUUUGGUAAGUAAACGUGGAUUUUUCUUGAAAGAUUAUUCCUAAACGCUAAAUAGACUGAAGUGACAGCUUAAUAGAGGUGAAAAUUACAGUAAUUGAGAGGAACAAAUUUUUGGACUUCAAUAACCAACGGCUUAAAUACUGGGUGACUGAUCAAUAUGUUGCUACUAGAUACAGGUUCAACUUAAUUUUUUAACUGAGGAAGCUCUUUUGAUGAACAAUAGACCCCACUCACUUGAACUAGGUCAACUCACAUCCCCUGGUAACUUGAUCUCAAUCCAUUUUACCUUGAUCCCAUCUUUUAAUCAGGUACUUUCCACUAACUGGAACUCCCACUAACUCACAGCAUUUUUUGUUUUCCUUGGGAUUUCAAGUUAGGGGGUUCUGCUGUUGACAAUCGAGGAAGUUGAGAUAUGACGUGUAUUGGACAAUCUUUAGAUCAAUAUUGAGAUGUGUAAGACAAAAAAAUAAAUAGACACACGCCCACAGAAAGUAUGUAGAAAUUUAUCUUGUUUAAAUUCAGCCUAUUAUGUAGACUGUUACAUUUACCUUUUGACCCCUAUCAGUGACCAGCAUCUACUUUCUCCUUACCAUAUCAC
Molecule: messenger RNA, 1420 nt
Organism: Stylophora pistillata
Lineage: Eukaryota; Metazoa; Cnidaria; Anthozoa; Scleractinia; Pocilloporidae
Product: SNARE-associated protein Snapin
Biological process (GO): intracellular protein transport; lysosome organization; lysosome localization
Cellular component (GO): BLOC-1 complex; BORC complex; synaptic vesicle
Molecular function (GO): SNARE binding
Source: RefSeq, a predicted model, not a curated record